GUAUCCUCCCUCUUGAUUUCACUUGGACUGUCACUCCUACAUUCACUAAAAUAUUUGACAUUUCCACAAUUCGGAAUUUUGUUAAUGAUUGUUGAAACUGACUCCAAGAGAUCACAUAAAUUUCUAAGUGUUUCGUAGUAGCAUAACUAUUUAAUAAUCAUGCUUGUUCUAGUCUUGGGAGAUUUACACAUUCCACACAGAUGUAGUAGCUUGCCAAGUAAAUUUAAAAAGCUCCUUGUGCCUGGUAGGAUACAACAUAUUCUAUGUACAGGCAACCUUUGUACAAAGGAAUCCUAUGAUUAUCUCAAGACUUUGGCCAGUGAUGUACACGUAGUACGGGGUGACUUUGAUGAAAAUUUGAAUUAUCCAGAACAAAAAGUUGUUACUGUUGGUCAAUUUAGAAUUGGACUAUCGCAUGGUCAUCAAGUGGUUCCAUGGGGUGAUCCUGAAUCUCUAGCAUUAAUUCAAAGGCAAUUGGACGUGGAUAUUCUCAUAUCUGGUCACACACAUAAAUUUGAAGCUUACGAGCAUGAGAAUAAAUUUUACAUAAAUCCAGGUUCUGCAACUGGAGCAUACAACCCUUUAGACACCUCUGUAAUACCAUCCUUUGUGCUGAUGGAUAUCCAGAGUUCAACAGUGGUAACUUAUGUAUACCAGCUUGUAGGGGAUGAAGUAAAGGUGGAGCGAAUUGAGUACAAGAAGAGCUAAAAAAUAAAUGAGCAUUAUCGACUGCUGCCGAAUUUUCGUACUUUACAUAUACAUAUUUUUUUUUAUUAACGGCAUCUACCGAAAAGAGAUCUUAUACAGCGUGUGCAUUUGAUGAGAUACACGCGAUGUAUAUCCAUUUUUGAAUUCAAACUAUAUGUACCGUACGAUUUGUGCGCGAUGCGUGCGUAUAAUUAUAUAUACAUAUAUAAAGGUAGCCAUUAAGCACUACAAUACGUGAUUGAAGCGUUCGACGCUUUAUUGUAAAUAAAAAAUAAUUUAAU
Cephus cinctus (wheat stem sawfly) is the source of this 989-nucleotide messenger RNA. RefSeq names its product vacuolar protein sorting-associated protein 29 (gene Vps29). The coding region runs from base 160 to 708 and encodes 182 amino acids. The record is from RefSeq and is a predicted model, not a curated record. Gene Ontology annotation, cellular component: retromer complex; endosome. The transcript is spliced from 4 exons. Gene Ontology annotation, biological process: retrograde transport, endosome to Golgi; intracellular protein transport. NCBI's taxonomy places the organism in Eukaryota, Metazoa, Arthropoda, Insecta, Hymenoptera, Cephidae.